This is a messenger RNA of Grammomys surdaster, 2412 nucleotides long. RefSeq names its product family with sequence similarity 149 member B1 (gene Fam149b1). The transcript has 14 exons. NCBI's taxonomy places the organism in Eukaryota, Metazoa, Chordata, Mammalia, Rodentia, Muridae. Gene Ontology annotation, biological process: cilium assembly; protein localization to cilium. The record is from RefSeq and is a predicted model, not a curated record. Bases 181 to 1911 code for a protein of 576 amino acids.
GAAGACUAUAGAGUGGGAACUCUGGGAGGUGGCGGUCCGGAAUCUAAGCGACGGGGCGAGACGGGGCGAGACGGGGCCGGUAGGUGGCAGGAGGGGGCCGGGCCUGAGCCAGCGGGAGGGCCAGGCCCCGAGGCCCCCGCCCUGGCUUGCCCGCCCUGGACACGGAGGAGAAAACGGAGGAUGAUCUCCAGAUACACUCGGAAGGCCGUGCCACAGAGCGUGGAGCUGAAAGGACUAACAAAGCACGCUCUUAACCACCAUCCCCUUCCAGAGCAGCUGGAUGACAUUUCCUCUACCAACGACAGCCAUGAGAAAGAUACAAGUUCUCAAAGUGAAUCUGACAUCACCCAAGAAUCACCUAUUACAUCAACUGACACUGGGAAUUCGCGUUCUGCUUUUCCAAGCUAUGCAGGCACAGGGAUCUCAACAGAAGGCAGCUCCGACUUCUCCUGGGGAUAUGGUGAACUUGACCAAAAUGCCACUGAGAAAGUCCAAGCCAUGUUCACAGCCAUCGACGAGCUCCUGUAUGAGCAGAAGCUGAGCAUGCACACACAGGGCCUGCAGAGAGAGUGCCAGCAGUGGGCAUCCAGCUUUCCUCACCUCAGGAUUCUGGGUAGGCAGAUAAUCACUCCGAGUGAAGGCUAUGGAUUGUACCCCAGAUCCCCUUCUGCUAUGUCAGCUUCACAUGAAGCAACCUUGUCUCAAGAAAGAGAGUCUACCAUAUUUGGUAUAAGGGGAAAGAAGUUACAUUUUUCAUCUUCUUACAAAGCAUCUCCCACCAUCAAAGCCUCUGACUCAUCUGCUGUUGGAGGAGAGGAGGCAGACUGUAUAAUCAUUUCUGAAGGAAUAAUAGAGGAGUACCUAGCUUUUGACCACACGGAUAUGGAAGAGGGAUUUCAUGGAAACAAAUCAGAAGCAGCUACAGAGAAACAGAAAUUAGGGUACCCUCCCAUUGCACCAUUUUACUGCAUGAAAGAGGAUGUUCUUGCUUAUGUGUUUGACAACGUGUGGAGCAAGGUUGUGGGCUGUAUGGAGCAGUUGACACGUAGUCACUGGGAGGGAUUUGCUUCUGAUGAUGAGAGUAACGUUGAAAUUACCAGACUGGAUUCGGGAAGUCCCUAUGUGCUGAACGAACAGCAUCCUUUGGUCUUACCUCGAGUGCCGCAGUCUAAGGUGCUGUCAAUCACCUCAAAUCCGAUGAGUUUCUGUCAAGCAAGUGGUCAUCAGCCAAACGUGAAUGGCCUCUUGAUUCAUGGGAUGCCUCUGCAGCCAAGGAAUCUCUCCCUGAUGGAUAAGCUCCUAGAUCUUGAUGACAAGCUACUUAUGAGGCCUGGGUCCAGUUCCGUCCUUUCAAACCGAAAUUGGCCAAACCGAGCCAUGGAGCUUAGUACGUCAUCUUUGUCGUAUACAACGCAGUCUGCCAGGAGGCGCAAUCCCCCACCACGUACUCUUCAUCCGAUCAGCACAAGCCACUCACGCGCUGGAACACCAUGGCCUGCAGAAGAAAUCCUCAGAGGACCCCGGGUUGCAGUGACAGCAGACACACUCUCUUCUCCCUCUCCAAUGACCUUGGGUCGGAACAAUCUGCUGCCACCUAUUGGAACAGCUGAAGUAGAACACCUGAGCGCCAUGGGGCCACAACGGCCAACGAAAUCCCACGGUGACUCCAGCAGAGCCCGAAGUGCAGUGGUGGACGAGCCUAACCAGCAGCCCCAAGAAAGGCUCCUUUUGCCUGUCUUCUCUAGACCCAACACAACUCAGUCAUUUUUGCCAGACACACAGUACCGAAGUUCAUGUGCAUCUGAGUAUCCUCAUCAGGCCCGACCUGGCAGGGGGUCUGCAGGUCCUCAGUCACAUGGGUCUACAAAACCUCAGAGCAGAGGUGGGCCCAUCUCUAGAACCAGGCAGUGAUCAUAGGGCAAGUGAGAACCUGCAAGUUGCCGCAGACUUGAGAACACAUGGAGGCUUUCAUGCACCAGCACUCAGGCACUGGAUGAUGCAGAGCUCCUACAAACAGCAGCUUGGUCCAUCAAGAGUUAUCUUGGUACAGGUGUCCAAGAAAUACUACAGAGUAUCUGCCAAAGACUGCACAGGGAACUGUUCUGUGUGCAGUUACUGUCUUCUUUCAGCUUUAGUUAACCUAUUCCAUGGGGCAGUAAAGAUUGUACCCAAAGACUUGACAAGGAAAAACCACCCCAAAUCACUGCUCAUGUUGUCUGUAACCAAUCACCUGUUCGAUUCUUGUACAAUUCUGAGAUUACAUACACACAAAUGAUUCAGAUCACUGGGUUCAGAAUAUUUCUACUUAUAUUAAUUUCUGGAGAACUGCACUCAGUUUUAACAUAUUUUUAGGAGAAAUUGCUGCCAACAAUCUGAUAUAUUCAUCAAAUAAAUGUCAUUCCUAAACUUUAA